AUGGCAGACACAGUCUCAUACCCGGUUCUGCCGCAGAAGCUUUUGAUUAUCUCUCUGAAAAUGUACUUUACCCCAUCCCGCACAUUGCAGUAUCUCCGAGACCUGCUCGACCCCAAGAAUGAGAUUGUUCUCGCCAAGAACCGCUCCAAACUGCUCCUAGCGCUGAUCCCUGAUUUCUUGACGGUGUAUCCAUCUGCGGAAAUCAUUCGCGAAUGGGAGUCGAAGUUGCCUAAGGGCGACGAUGAUGAUGAUGAUCAUCAUCUUGCAGAAAAGAAACUGCCGCCGCCGUUUUUGCUGGGUGCUCAGGACGCCUUUUGGGAAGAUCUAGGCGCUUAUACUGGCGAGGUAUCGCCCUUGGCUCUGCGGGAAAUUGGCGCUUCGAUUGUUGAGUUGGGACAUGCGGAGCGACGCGCCAUCUUUGGGGAGACGGAUGAAGUCACGGGCAAAAAGGCGGCGGCUGCCUCCAAGCAAGGCCUGAUUCCGCUCGUAUGUAUUGGCGAGUUGAGUGCUCCUGGUCCGGUUGCGUCUGAGGCCGUGGGCCGCGCGGUUGGCGAAUGUGAGGCGCAGGUUCAGGCUGUCCUGAAGGCCCUUCCGGCUCAUGCUCCUGUGAUCUUUGCCUAUGAGCCUGUCUGGGCUAUCGGGAAGCCGCAGCCUGCAGGCGUCGACCAUGUUUCGGCCGUCGUAGAUGGUAUACGUGCGGUGAUUGGGAAGCGGGAUGGCGAUGUCAGGGUGUUAUAUGGCGGUAGUGCCGGCCCUGGUCUUUGGAGUCAGGGUGGACUGGGCAAAGCUGUCGACGGCAUGUUCUUGGGCCGUUUUGCUCACCAGGUCGAAGGCGUUAGGAAGGUUGUCAGAGAAGUCGAGGAGACUCUCUCGUAG
Molecule: messenger RNA, 876 nt
Organism: Talaromyces atroroseus
Lineage: Eukaryota; Fungi; Ascomycota; Eurotiomycetes; Eurotiales; Trichocomaceae
Product: putative triosephosphate isomerase
Exons: 1
Coding region: 1-876 (291 amino acids)
Biological process (GO): glyceraldehyde-3-phosphate biosynthetic process; glycolytic process; glycerol catabolic process
Cellular component (GO): cytosol
Molecular function (GO): triose-phosphate isomerase activity
Source: RefSeq, a predicted model, not a curated record